GAUUCUGAUCAAAAAAUUUCACCACAAACAGAAUCGUUAGAAGAUCAUAUUUAUCAAAGUCACGUUAAUGAAACGCAACCAGAAUCAUCUCUCGAUGAAGCUCCUAAACCGUUACCGGACGAUGAUUCCACAACUCGUGCAUUAUCGAUGUUGGAUCUUACUCCGGUUGUCGAUUUUUACAAAAUAGGAGUGUUAUAUGUUGGGAAAGACCAGUUCAAUGAAACAGAGAUUUUAUCUAAUAUACAUAGUCUCAAGAUAUAUCAAUUUUUUGAACAAUUUGGGAACUUUGAUUCUAUUAAAGGACUGUAA
Molecule: messenger RNA, 309 nt
Organism: Racocetra fulgida
Lineage: Eukaryota; Fungi; Glomeromycota; Glomeromycetes; Diversisporales; Gigasporaceae
Source: the annotation of a GenBank genome assembly